Messenger RNA from Pelodiscus sinensis (Chinese soft-shelled turtle), 4329 nucleotides. The record is from RefSeq and is a predicted model, not a curated record. NCBI's taxonomy places the organism in Eukaryota, Metazoa, Chordata, Testudines, Trionychidae.
GACGUCAGUUUCCCUCCUCUCGUGAUUUUUUUGGGGGAGGGGGGACUUUUUUGGGGAGGGGAUACAAAGUCGACUGCGCCCCAGGGGAAAAUAGCAACAAGAUUACGGCUUCUUUAUUCUGGAGAUGAAGCCUAAGAAGGUGCUAAUCCAAAGGAUGGCUAAUUGAGGGGUUGUAAAAAUGAUAUUGUCUGCAAUUCCGGACAAAGUAAUUUUUUUCUUCCUCCCUCUUAAUACCCCGUGGAUGAGAAUUUUUUAAAAAAUCCUUGGGAUGGGGGGUGGGGUGUAAGAAAGAAAGAGAGAGAGAGAGAGGAGCCGGCGGACUUCACUCCAGAAAAGGACUAGAUCCCUGCUUUUCAAAUCUCCUUGGAGCCUCCGAGAUUUGUCGAUUUCAGUUCCAGAAGCUACUUCUCCCUCCAGGAUGCAAGCAGAGGUGGCCCGCAAUAGCUAGCAGAACUGGGUUCUGUCCGGGACACUUUGCCAAGUUGUGUGGCAAGCAGCAACAGCCCCCUGGGGAAGGAGACAAGCAAGAGAUUGGGAUUCAAGAUCACACAGCCAGCAGCUUCAGUGGAGAAAAACUAUCUUGCUGGCACCUCUUUUUAAAGCACCAUCAUUCCAAAUCAGUGCGCUCUUACACUAUUGACAGGAGCUUUGACAACCAGCCAGGAUGCCUCAUAAAGAGGGAAGACUUUAACUAGUGACACGCAGAUGUGUGAAUCCCUAAAUUGUAUGAGAGGACAGUCCACCCAGAUUUCAGAAUACUAUAAGCGAGCCACGUGGGAUACUGCUCUAUCAAUUCAUCAUGCAGAACAGUCACAGCGGAGUGAAUCAACUCGGCGGUGUGUUUGUCAACGGUAGACCACUGCCCGAUUCAACCCGGCAGAAAAUAGUGGAACUAGCGCAUAGCGGGGCUCGUCCGUGCGAUAUCUCCAGAAUCCUGCAGACCCAUGCAGAUGCAAAAGUCCAAGUGCUGGACAAUCAAAACGUGUCGAAUGGAUGUGUGAGUAAAAUUUUGGGCAGGUAUUACGAAACUGGCUCCAUCAGACCCAGGGCAAUCGGAGGUAGUAAACCAAGAGUAGCGACUCCAGAAGUUGUAAGCAAAAUAGCGCAGUAUAAACGAGAGUGCCCCUCCAUCUUUGCGUGGGAGAUUCGAGACAGAUUACUAUCAGAGGGGGUCUGUACCAACGAUAAUAUACCCAGUGUAUCGUCAAUAAACAGAGUUCUACGCAACCUGGCUAGCGAAAAGCAACAGAUGGGUGCAGAUGGGAUGUAUGACAAGCUAAGGAUGCUGAAUGGGCAGACAGGGACAUGGGGCACGCGACCCGGAUGGUACCCCGGUACCUCAGUGCCAGGACAGCCUGCGCAAGAUGGCUGUCCACAACAGGAAGGAGGAGGUGAAAACACAAACUCCAUUAGCUCUAAUGGAGAAGAUUCAGAUGAGGCCCAGAUGAGACUUCAGCUGAAAAGAAAGCUGCAGAGAAAUAGGACAUCCUUUACCCAAGAGCAAAUUGAAGCCCUUGAGAAAGAAUUUGAGAGAACCCAUUAUCCUGAUGUGUUUGCCAGGGAGAGACUAGCUGCCAAAAUAGACCUACCUGAAGCAAGAAUACAGGUGUGGUUUUCCAAUCGGAGGGCUAAAUGGAGAAGGGAAGAGAAACUGAGGAAUCAGAGAAGACAAGCCAGCAACACACCCAGCCAUAUUCCCAUCAGUAGUAGUUUCAGCACAAGUGUCUACCAGCCAAUCCCGCAACCUACCACACCUGUUUCCUCUUUCACAUCAGGUUCAAUGUUGGGCAGAACAGACACUGCGCUCACAAACACAUACAGUGCUCUGCCACCCAUGCCUAGCUUCACAAUGGCUAACAACCUGCCUAUGCAACCCCCAGUACCCAGCCAGACCUCCUCCUACUCUUGCAUGCUGCCCACUAGUCCGUCAGUGAAUGGGCGGAGCUAUGAUACGUACACACCUCCUCACAUGCAGACACAUAUGAACAGCCAGCCAAUGGGAACCUCUGGAACCACUUCAACAGGUCUUAUUUCACCUGGUGUGUCAGUUCCAGUUCAAGUUCCUGGCAGUGAACCUGAUAUGUCCCAAUAUUGGCCAAGAUUACAGUAAAACAUGUGUUUAUUCUGUAAAUGACUAUAUGGACAACAGUUGGAUGUUCAGCAGUAUUUUAUAAAGGAAGAAAGACUUCUGUACUGCAACUGUGCCCAAUUCUGUAACACACGGAAAAGACUUUAACAUGGACCUUUGUACACUGAAGGCAUUAUAUCAGUUGGAACAAAUCUUCAUUUUGGUAUCCAAACUUUUAUUCAUUUUGGUGUAUUAUUUGUAAAUGGGCAUUUGUAUGUUAUAAUGAAAAAAAAAGAACAAUGUAGACUGGAUGGAUGUUUGAUCUGUGUUGGUCAUGAAGUUGUUUUUUUUUAAAAAGGAAGCCAUGAUCAACAAGCUUUGCCACGAAUUUAAGAGUUUUAUCAAGAUAUAUCGAAUACUUCUACCAAUCUGUUUAUAGAUUAUGGACUGAUGUUCCAAGUUUGUAUCAUUCCAUUGCAUAUAAUUAAACCUGGAACAAUACGCACUAGAUUUAUGUAAGAAAAAUAUCUGUUGGUAUUUCCAAAGGUUGUUAACAGAUGAAGCUUAUGUGCAAACAAGGGGUAAACGAGAACUUGGAUGAAGAAAAGCGUUUGAUAGAUAAAAGGUAGAUUGUGUCUUCGAUAUAAGCCAAUUUGUUUUAUGUCAAAAUGUAAGUAUUUGUCUUCCCUAGAAAUCUCCCAGAAUGAUUUCUAUAAUAAAGUUAAUUUCAUUUAUAUUUGACAAGAAUAUUCUAUAGAUGUUUUAUACACAUUUUCAUGCAUCAUACAUUUCUUUUUUGGUCGGCAAAAGUUAAUUGUUCUUAGAUAUAGUUGUACUAUUGUUCACAGUCCAAUCAUUUUUGUGCAUCUAGAAUUCAUUCCUAAUCAAUUAAAAGUGCUUGCAAGAGUUUUAAACUUAAGUGUUUUGAAGUUGUUCACAACUACAUAUCAAAAUUAACCAUUGUUGAUUGUAAAAACCAUGCCAAAGCCUUUGUAUUUCCUUUAUUAUACUAUUUUCUUUUUAACCUCAUAGUGUGGUGUUGCAAAUUUUGUUACCUUAUUAGGUUAACAUUAUAUAUUGACUGAGUGUUAUUUUGAAUUUAUUUUCAAUUUUCAAUAGUGGAGGUCCUCAAGGAAAUAACUUCAUAGAUGUUAUGACUCAAGCAUGCUGUAAUUUGGGUUGAACACAUUAUAAAUUCAUCUACAUUCAGAGAUCUAUACAAAAGUCUGCAUCUAUAACUGUAUUUAUGGAAGAGGAAAACAGUUUCAAUCGGCAUAUAGAUUUGUAAUCAAGUGCUAAACGAACUCAACAAUAUAACAGAAUUUUCAAUGGGGACUAUGCUUUGAUGUAUGCUGGUCAGUACUUUUGAGAUAUGUAGAUAUAUAUCUUGGCUUUAAAAAAUAUUUAAUUUAGAAUGUUUUAAAAAAACAGUUGGGUUUGUAAUAAAGGCAAAGUUCUUUUGGAAAGCUAACACCAGUCCUCCAUACUGCCACACAGCAUAAUCUUAGUGUAGUUUUCCACUGAACCUAUAACUUGGUUAAUAUCUCAACAUGCUUUAUGCGAGGGUUGCUAAUGUGGAUGUGGGUGGAGAGCGGCAUGUCAAGAAAUAAUGAGAGAAGACAAAUCAACAGGCAACAACAAUGCAAACUGUGACUGGCUAGUGAAAGCUAAAAACCUUUAGUUAUUGGCAGCUAAAUCUAAACAUUUCCCCAUCUAUGAAACUGUUUCACCGUAGUCCAGUUGUUACGUGCAAAGCUGCAAUGAAGAACAGAUGUGAUGCUUAAAAAAUACACAGCGAGUUUUGAGGCUGUUAUAAUUUGUGGUCUUGUGCCAUCACACACAUAAGUAGAUACAGAAAACACUUCUCUGUACGCUUAAACUAACAGAAGUUGUGGUGUUGAGUGAAUUACUACACUGCUGCCAGGAUUAAAGGCAUCUAAAAACACAGUCCUUUAGGAUAAAGAUAUACUACAUUCAAAGCACAUGAUUUUAAUACAAGAAAAUUAAAAAUCUGACAUAAGCAGAAAUGUAUAAAAGCUAGACAACGUUAUAUUAAAUCUUCCUUUUUACUGAUAUGGCUAUUAUAGUUAAUGGUUAUAAUUGCACAGAAAUCACCACUUAUAAAUAAAUUAUUGAUAUAAAAGGGAGAUUUUUUUUUGUUUAAAAAUUCUGCCAUUUAAUAACUGUAGCCCGCAGAAAUAUAUAUUCUUUUAUAGAUGGACAUCUGAAUUUUAAAUACAGAAUGCAUUGAACAUGCCUGU